Molecule: messenger RNA, 1578 nt
Organism: Tripterygium wilfordii
Lineage: Eukaryota; Viridiplantae; Streptophyta; Magnoliopsida; Celastrales; Celastraceae
Product: actin-related protein 7-like
Exons: 7
Coding region: 372-1280 (302 amino acids)
Biological process (GO): anatomical structure morphogenesis
Cellular component (GO): nucleus
Source: RefSeq, a predicted model, not a curated record
UAGAGGGAAACCAAUGAACACAGCGUUUGCUUUUUUACUUGCAAAUUGGCGCUUCAGAGAAGCCCUUGAAAGUUGAAAUCCCUAGAAUUCAAGUUUAGUGGUUCUCAGUUCUCACACAUAUCUGCAUUUUUGUACGCCAAACGCUAGGGUUUUCCUCAGUUUUUGGGGAUCAGUCUAGAACAUGGAGGCUGCGGUAGUCGACAUUGGCUCGAAGCUGCUCAAAGCUGGACCGGCAAUCCCAGAUCAAGCUCCCUCCAUGAUAAUACCUACCCAAAUGAAACGUGCGCUGGAAGAUGGAUCUGCUGCUGAUAAUUCAUUAUUAGAGGAUGUUAUCGUUGAUCCAGUUGUGAGGGGCGUUAUUAGAGACUGGGAUGCCAUGGAAGAUCUGUUGCACCAUGUCCUAUACAUUGGCCUUGGUUGGGAAGAGGGCAAUGAAGGACAAAUUUUGUUUACUGAUCCACUCUGUACCCCAAAGUGAUUCUUUUCAGGCUGUUAGAGAACAAUUGGUGCAGUUGAUGUUUGAGACAUUUAAUAUUUCUGGAUUUUAUGCAUCGGAGCAAGCUGUCUUGUCCCUUUAUGCAGUUGGACGUAUCUCAGGAUGCACUGUUGAUAUUGGUCACGGGAAGAUGGAUAUUGCACCAGUAAUAGAAGGCGCUGUUCACCACAUCGCCUCCAGAAGAUUUGAAAUUGGUGGUACGGAUUUGACAAAGUUACUUGCACAAGAACUAGGAAAAUCAAAUCCCAUGAUAAAUCUCAAUAUUGCUGAUGUUGAGACGUUAAAAGAGCAAUAUGCUGCUUGUGCUGAAGACGAAGUCGCUUAUGAGAAGACUCAGCAGUCAAGUGAGAGAGAGCAGCAUACUCUUCCUGAUGGACAGGUGAUAACAAUUGGAAGAGAGAGAUACACUGUCGGAGAGGCUUUAUUCCAACCAUCUAUAUUGGGUUUAGAUGCCCAUGGAAUUGUUGAGCAGCUUGUUCAUAGUAUUUCAUCAGUUUCUUCUGAGAACCACCGGCAGCUGCUUGAAAAUACAGUGCUUUGUGGUGGCACAACUUCAAUGGCUGGUUUUGAAGACAGGUUUCAGAAAGAAUCUAGCCUGUGCUCAUCAGCCAUCCGUCCUGCUCUUGUUAAGCCUCCAGAAUAUAUGCCAGAGAACUUGGCAAUGUACUCAGCAUGGGUCGGAGGUGCAAUACUAGCGAAAGUUGUGUUCCCACAAAACCAGCAUGUCACCAAGGCAGACUAUGAUGAAACUGGGCCAUCCGUGGUUCACCGGAAAUGCUUCUGACUGUUCUAAUUUCAGUUAUUUUGUUGAAUGUAUGCCCUCACCCUCUCCUGUUGUAUUAUAAUUGAUGCUAAUGGUAGUUAAAUAAAACCUUCAGCUGGCAGUUUCAAUGUAGAUGAAAUUCGCUCGCUAUCUUUCCUCCCUCCCCUAUAUGGCUGUAUCACUUGAAAUUGAUCAGGCUCCCUGUAUGCCACAGCGGAUACCUUCUCUGGCUUUUUGAUGCUUUGGAUUUUUCUUUUUUAUAGGAGGUUUAAAUACUUGAGCGAAUUGAUAAUACAUCAAUUUUCUGCUGAUGAGAAAA